UGACUCUGUGCAUGUAUAUAUAUAUAUAUGUUAUACCUUCAGAUAGCCAGAGAAAACCGCAAUUGCAACAAACCUCUAACAAUACAUGCAUGACCUUCGAUCAACCCUUGAAUAAAGCCCCGUUGCCCAGAUCUCCUCAAUCCAAAACUUCACAAAAUACAAAAAAUCAGAUUCAUUUAAAAGUUAUAAUAGGGACAAAUUAUAUAUCACCGCCACUGCAGCUAUCUGUUAUUAGUGCAAUCGUUGUUCUUCAUUUUUUCUGUCAUCCCAUCACCAUCGCGAGCACCACCAUGGCUGUUUCUAAAUUCCAAAUGUUAGAGAUUACUUUGGUGUCAGCGCAAGACUUGGAGCCGGAGUCCAAGUCCAUGCACACGUACGCCGUUGCAUGGCUCAACCCAGAGCGCAAAUUACUUACCCGCGUCGACCAAGACGGGCAUACACACCCUACCUGGAACGAGAAAUUUUUGUUCCGUGUCGCCGACGAGUUUCUCGAUUCGGACACCUCUGCCAUCAUGAUCGAGAUUUACGCCUCAUCUUGGUUGCGUGACACACUGGUUGGUACCGUCCGUGUCCUCAUUAGCAAUCUUCUCCCUCCCUCAUCUCGCACUGAAGGCAAAGCAACGAUGAGACUGGUGGCGCUCCAAGUUCGUCGCCCAUCAGGUCGCCCACAAGGGAUUCUCAACGUCGGUGUCAUGCUCCUUGACAACAGCUUUCGUAGCAUGCCCCUAUAUAGAGCUCUCAGCAAAUCAGCAGUUGGUUAUUGGGAUCUAAUGAAAUCCAAGACUCAAAAACAGAGAAGCUCGCAACGCCCCAUGGAUGUGAAAAACCAACGACGAACCAAUCCCGUGAUCAGAUUCAAGCGCUCCAAGAGUGAAAGAUCCUCUCUGGAGAGAUACGCUGUGAAAACGAGCUCCAUGCAUGAUGAUUCAAAGCCUGCACCUCCGGAGAAGGGCAUCGGGAAUGCGCCGCACUCCAAUGCGGGGCCAUCUCUAAGGGUGAUCGCGGCAGCAAUGGCCAAAGGACUUCAUCUGAACGCCAAGAACAAUGACAACGAGAGCUCUAUAUUGGACGAUUGGUCCGAAGAAAGCGGUGGCGAAAGGCUGAAGACGAAGAUCGCAAGGUGGUGGAUGGAGCUCCCCCCAAUAUCUGAAUUUGAAUAUCAAGAUCUCGAGUCAGAACGCACGCAUACGGGGAACAGGCGUAAGCGCUCCAACGGUGUCGGGCUGCUUUCGUGCUUUGGUAAUGGCUAUGGAUGCGAGUUUUCCUGUACAUGUGGUGGAGGAACGAGAAAGAAAAGGAUUGGUCAUGAUGACAAGAUUCAUUUGAUUGGUGCAUCAUAAAUUACCUUUGAUGGAUAAUAUUUGUGAGAUUGAUUGCAAUACACAAUUCAAAUUUGGAGAUCAAAUUUGAGAACGUAAAUCUACUCGCUAUUGGUGGAGGAUGAAACGGAUCAAGGGCUUAUCAAAGUCAUGAAUGCCUGCCUCCUCUUUUCCAUU
Molecule: messenger RNA, 1496 nt
Organism: Juglans regia (Persian walnut)
Lineage: Eukaryota; Viridiplantae; Streptophyta; Magnoliopsida; Fagales; Juglandaceae
Exons: 1
Coding region: 12-1340 (442 amino acids)
Biological process (GO): defense response
Source: RefSeq, a predicted model, not a curated record